AUGUCACCGCCAGCUACCGAAACACCGCCGAAGAUGCUUUUGGGACAGUUGUGUUGGAGUUUUGCUGCCCGCACUGACUAUGCGACCCCUGAAGAUUUUGGAGCUGCAGUUCUACAGUAUCAAAUGGAUAUCGUUCAACAUAGUAACGGUUGGGAGCCUGAUGCCAUGAUUCUACCCUAUUGUCGCUUUCGAUUCCACUGGGAAGGGUUGCAUCGUCAAGAAAACGAAAUGAUAGACAAAAACAACAUUGUUGAAUCUUCUUCUAGCAAGGGCUUCACGGCGUUGGAUUUGAUGUACAAGGUUCAUCAGAUCAUGGUUGAAGACUGCAGGCUCAUGGACCAUUGCUUUUUUGAAGGGUUCGACUAUGUGAAGGGACCUGACAAGAAUACUGGGAUUGUUGAGUACGGUGUCUCACAAGGAUCCUAG
Cylindrotheca closterium is the source of this 426-nucleotide messenger RNA. The record is from the annotation of a GenBank genome assembly. Lineage: Eukaryota; Bacillariophyta; Bacillariophyceae; Bacillariales; Bacillariaceae.